AUGGCUCUAGCUAUCUUUCACCAGGAAAGAGAUCUCUCGAAUUGUAUAGGUAAUGGAUUCCGAUUCCUAAAUUUCAUGCCAAAAAAAAUAUGGCCAUGUUGCACAGAUUUGAUCCAAUUUUUCUGCAGUGGAAUGCUAAGAUAUCUUGUAAAAAGUUCCCGGGAAGUUUGGUCCAUACUGUUCAAUUAUUAUAUUGCAGAAGUUUAUUAUUUUGUGAAAAAUAUUUGGACUUCAUUCUACGGGCCAUCUGAUCCUAAAAGUCUAAAGAAAGUUGCUUCUGUACAAUGGGAAUAUGCCUAA
This is a messenger RNA of Loa loa (African eye worm), 300 nucleotides long. RefSeq lists its product as hypothetical. NCBI's taxonomy places the organism in Eukaryota, Metazoa, Nematoda, Chromadorea, Rhabditida, Onchocercidae. The transcript has 4 exons. The coding region runs from base 1 to 300 and encodes 99 amino acids. The record is from RefSeq and is a predicted model, not a curated record.